CUCUGAGACGCUCACGUGUCCUCCUACUUGUAGGGGCGACUCAUGAGCGACAGAGUCCUGUUUCAAAGAACUUUCAUCGUCGAUAUACUCGCAUAUCUUGACAUAUAUCGCACGAUCCUACGACCUGCUGUUUAAAUCUUCUAAAUAAAUCUGAAAUACUUUCCUGUAAAAAGAAGUAACCGUCAAAAUUUUCCGGACAUCGACUUUUUUAUUUUAUAAUAUGUUAUAUAAUUUUUAUUUGCAUAGUAGUGGAAUCUUUCAGUUGUCGCUCAACUUGAAAACAUUAUUAAACCUUAUAUAUAUAUUUCUUUUUCAUUUUUUUACUAAUUACUAUUUAUUAAUUCUUAAAAUUAGAGCUUAAUGCAUUUUACAAAAUAUCAGACAAUGAAAAAGUGACAAAGUAGUUACGAUAAUCACGGGAAAUAUUAUUCUAUACGCUUGACGGAUACGCGAAUGCGGGUUUAGAGUAAAGUCACUUUGUUUGCUUAUACACGUUUAUGCAUACAUAACAAUCCCGUAAGGAGAAAGUGAAAAGUUAAACAUCCUUCCAGGACUGAGUUGAGUCGCUUUCUAUUGUUUUGCAUAGCAUUCAUUGUCGUUGGUUUAACUAGUCAUAAAAUUUACAUUUACAUUUUUCAUCGCUUGAAUUACUUGAAGAAUGGUGAAUACUUGCAAGCUAGGGUGACUAAUGUGGACUUCAAAUAUUAACGGGAGGCAUCGACAGCGAAAGUAUUUCUGAGCCCAGCACCGUUUACUACGAGGCAAACAUUGGAACGAAGAUGUAGAAGCGCCGGGCAAAAGUGGACUAUUAGAGGAAAAAAUGGACGCCCUAAGUGCCAACGGCAACAACACUCAAGUAUUCUGCGAUAUUCAGUACAAACAUUUUGUAGCACCGCACGGAGAACUCUGGUGCAAUCCGGUAUGGGACUCGUUGCUCUGUUGGCCGCCGACGAAAGCCUCCACGACGGCGAAGCAGCGAUGCCCUUUCGUGGAUGGAUUCGAUACAACCAAAUCCGUGGAGAAGAAAUGCGGUUACAAUGGGCAUUGGGAAACGCAGAAUGGGACGAGAACGAGCGAGGACUCGCUUACUGGUUGGGCCAACUAUACCACUUGUUUAACACCAGAGAUGCUUUGGCUCCACUACAGAGUGUACAAUAAUAAUCUCGAAGGCGAGAUGAAAAUGGAAAUUGCCGAGAGAACCCGCAUUCUCGAAUUUGUCGGCCUCAGCAUCUCCUUGGUGGCACUGGUCGCUUCCUUGGUGAUUUUCUGUCGAUUUAGGUCGUUGCGGAACACGAGAACCAGGAUUCACAAGAAUCUCUUCGUCGCCAUGGUCAUCCAAGUGUUAAUUAGGUUGACAUUAUAUAUAGACUUUGCGAUUUUUCGGAGGAAGACGUACAGCGUGCGGGGAAUAGGAAAUACCCCGGUGUUGUGUGAAGCGAGUUAUGUGUUGCUGGAAUACGUCAAGACUGCGAUGUUCAUGUGGAUGUUCAUUGAGGGCUUAUUUCUGCACAACAUAGUAACUGUGACGGUCUUCCAAGAGACGUCUUAUUACCGAAUGUACCGUUUCAUCGGAUGGGGAUACCCAGUGCUCAUAACUUUGGUUUGGGCCAUCGUUAUGGCGUUUUACUAUCAUCCGAAAUCGAAGUUUCUCAGAUGCUGGUCGGGGUACAAUUUGUCCUCCUAUUUUUGGAUCCUUGAGGGACCUAGAUUUGCGGUGAUAUUGCUCAAUUUCUUGUUCCUGCUGAACAUUAUAAGGGUGCUCGUAGUGAAGCUGCGACAAAGUCACACGAGUGAAAUUGAACAGGUUUUUAAGGCCGUGAGAGCAGCCGUGGUACUUUUACCUUUGUUAGGCAUCACCAAUGUACUCUUCAUGAUCGAAGUCCCCUUGGACAACGUGAAAAAAUUCGCCCUAUGGUCCUACUCCACGCACUUCCUACGGUCGUUUCAGGGUCUUUUCAUCGCGAUCCUUUACUGUUUCCUUAAUGGCGAGGUGAGGUUCGCUUUGGACAAAACUAUCACCGUUUAUCUCUCGCUGAGAGCCGCCGAUCUGCAGACUAGGAGACAAUCCACCCUCAGCGGCUAUCAGUCUCAUCGAAUAACUUCGGUGAUCGAGAUGGAGAAGGAGGAGACGAGAUCCAUGGGAUUGGUCAGGCUAUGCUGCCGCAGCGGGAAUACUCCGCCACCGGAUCAACGUAUAGAAAGGACAGAGAGAUGGGAAGAUUGAAUGCGCAUUUCCUCGAGAACGGCCGCCUGACCAUAUCAAUUACUCGAAUUCCUCGGAGUCGGAUCAACCUCGUGCUAAGAUAAUUCCUUGGAUUGUGGAGGUACCAAUGUCACGCUAAGAUUAUCGACUGGAAGAAACACAUUUUCACUCGCGAAUAGACACAGUCGACUGGAUUACGUCACAAUGCGACGGAAUUUCCAAAUAAGAACGGAGUUUUACGUCAUACGCCAUACAUUAAUUAAUUUUAAAAUUGACGCGUUUUGAGAAUAUAUAUAUAUGAGACAACCGUAUAAAAUGUCAAGAUUAUCAAAAAACAGGAGCACUCUCCAUCACCUCUUAGCGUGAGGAAAAAUGAGAUCUCAAGAUCUAAUACUUUUGUCAUCGCUCUGCAAAUCAGCAAUAACCGAAUGUUUUUCAAAUGUGAGUUGAAUUUUUCUUUUGUUUUGAAAUUUUCUUUCCUCUUUAACUAAAACGAUACGAUAUUAUCAAAAUAAUUUAAAGGCUCCUGCAAAGAGAUUAAUGCGAAGACUCACAUUACAUUAUUUUCUUUUCUUACAUGAUUAGAGUAUGAUAUUGGUGGGCCUGUUUGGUCGAUCUAAAGACUUAACGAUAUGUAAGAUUUACUCUGCAUCUUAUCGAGACAGUUAUUAAAUAAAUCAUAUCUCGAAUAUAUAUAAUCCGCUUGUUAAACAAUUACCGAUAUUGCACCAAGAUAUUGCAGCGCGAUAUAACGAAUUUUUCUGUAAGUUUCUGUAAGUAACCGUUUCUCGCAAAUUGGAUAUAAUCGCUUCCUUAAGUCAGAUCUCUUCAAUCGAAAGAGGUCUGAGAUCGUAUACGAUCGUAUAACUUUUGUCUUUUCGAAAAAAAUUGAUUGUCGAGGAUCGUAAAAUGAAAAUCCGGCUUGCUAAUCGCGAAAGAUUUUCUCUACGUCAAAGGAGACGAUUUGCAAUACACCUUGACCUUUGCCAACGAAAUUGCGCGCUCAUUGUCUGACGAAAGCCGACGCUUUAACACCAAGAAUUGACGGCGCGUGUAAAACGCUCGAGCGUAUGCAACGAAAGGCCAAACGGCCAAAUUCAAAGACUGCAAAGAUGUACAAUUAAGAAUCUUUGCCGAAAGAGGCUGAGCGUGCUUCUCGUAAUCCUUUUACUCGAUGUCAUUUUUUCACUUCUUCGAAAAUGCGAGGCUUGACAUGUGUCACGAGUACUCUGCGUGUCGCGAGAUAUACUCGCCGUUUGCUUUUGUUAAAUUGCUACGUCGUUAAAAAUGUAAAAUCGGGAACUCUCUUCAAUACGUCUCACAUAGAAUAUCUCAAUUAGUGUCUCUUUCACACUUUGUUCGUGAAAAUUUUACUCUCUGUAUGUUCUCGAAUUACCUCCAACUGCGAUUGGAUAGUAGAUUCGCCGAUCUACCUCUGUGAAGUCGUCGUGGACAUGAAAUUGUGCCGCAUUAAAAUGUCGCUUUUCCGCUGAGAAUCUCAUAUCUAGUCAUGUUAUAUUGUACUGUGUCUCAUAUCUAGCAGCUUUGUAUAUUGUAUCCGAACUCGUCGUGUCGGAGAGAUUAAAUAAGCAUUUGCGAUUCGUUUUUAAACAGA
This is a messenger RNA of Odontomachus brunneus, 3818 nucleotides long. RefSeq names its product PDF receptor (gene Pdfr). The transcript is spliced from 15 exons. Gene Ontology annotation, biological process: adenylate cyclase-modulating G protein-coupled receptor signaling pathway; cell surface receptor signaling pathway. Bases 821 to 2224 code for a protein of 467 amino acids. Lineage: Eukaryota; Metazoa; Arthropoda; Insecta; Hymenoptera; Formicidae. The record is from RefSeq and is a predicted model, not a curated record. Gene Ontology annotation, molecular function: G protein-coupled peptide receptor activity. Gene Ontology annotation, cellular component: plasma membrane.